Molecule: messenger RNA, 1275 nt
Organism: Saccostrea echinata
Lineage: Eukaryota; Metazoa; Mollusca; Bivalvia; Ostreida; Ostreidae
Exons: 1
Coding region: 117-1202 (361 amino acids)
Source: RefSeq, a predicted model, not a curated record
UGGUAUAAAUACAGCAACUAAUUAUAUAAAUUUAACACUUUAAUGUGCUGGGGGCGCGUGGACAAGCGCAUACUUUGGAGAAUAUUAAUGUACUUUUAACUCGUAUAUUGGUGGUAAUGGAUUUAAAUUUGAAUGUAAACGAGUGCUUUAUAUCUGGCGAUGCGGAGUUGAUGCUUAAAAGGUCUUGUGGCCAAGAAUGUUUAGUUUUUCAAGAUGUGAACAAUUUUCGACAUAGUACACCGAAAGAAGCUGCAAGCCGAUUCCAUGGAAAACAUGGCAGUAUUGUGCAAAAUGUACUAUUUACCCAAAGUAAGUCAAAGGAAAAUAUCUGCGCGAAGAAUGUGAAAUGCACACACAAUUUUAUACAACGCAAAAGUGAGGAAUUCAUUCACAGUACACCUAAAUUUAACAACGAUUUAACGAAUAUUCGGAGUGAAAGAAGUAAAAAAGUAGAAACAUUUAGAGAGUCGAAGGAAAUCAAAAAGCCCUAUCAACAUGUUGUUCUGAAAACAGCUCGAGUCUUACAUAGUACUCCGAAGGAAUUUGGAAAUAAACUAAUGACAAGGUGUCAGGCUAUCCUAAAAGAAGGUGAGUUUUGCCACAGCACACCUAAAGAAACUGAAAUUCAACCGAGGAUCAAGUUUGCUGAGAAAGGAAAAAUAAGUCACAGUACACCGAAAGAAACGGAUAACAUCAGGAUAGAGGAUGAGGAUAUGUUAUGGAAUGGUGCCUCGGCAAAAGUUCUACAACGUGCCAUGUCUGCUCCUCAGCUUCCGGGAAAAUCCGAAUUUGACUCGAACAAUUUGCAUCGCGUGAUGUCACUCCCGCAUCUAUGGAUUCCAAGAAAUAGUACUUACCAAGUACAGCAUUGGCAACGUCGUUUGGAAGUGCUUAACCGUAAGACGGAAAAGAUGCGCCAAAAAGAUAAAGCUUUGAAAGAAAGACUUGAGGGAAUUCAAAAACGUGCCGACAUGCUGACUAGGAGUCCCAUACCUACACCUGUUAAGCAACCAGAGUCAGGCACAUCGCAUUUGAAUAAGUAUUUCAAUAGAUACAGUGCUAAAUUGAAUGUGCCAAAGAUCAAGAAGCGAGUAGUUCAUCAUCCAAAUAAUGUUUAUUCGUGUACUCUCGGAAAUCUAAUUAUUGGGAAUUCGGAACUUCACACCUAUUGGAAGAAUGGACAAAGAUGUACAUAUGUUUAGAUAUGUACCUGCAGUUAUCAAUAAUUAGACUUUAAAAAAAAGUGACAAAUUGUACAUAAAAAUUUUCCCAUGU